This is a messenger RNA of Bacillus rossius redtenbacheri, 13761 nucleotides long. It is a transcript of the gene Spn, whose product is annotated as neurabin-1. NCBI's taxonomy places the organism in Eukaryota, Metazoa, Arthropoda, Insecta, Phasmatodea, Bacillidae. Bases 706 to 6069 code for a protein of 1787 amino acids. Gene Ontology annotation, biological process: calcium-mediated signaling; neuron projection development; actin filament organization. The transcript is spliced from 26 exons. The record is from RefSeq and is a predicted model, not a curated record. Gene Ontology annotation, cellular component: dendrite; actin cytoskeleton; cytoplasm. Gene Ontology annotation, molecular function: actin filament binding.
UUAGUUAUCUAUUCGUUUUAUAUUUUUUAAUUAUAGUUAGGCAUUCGUAAUUAUAAUUUCUUAUCAUAAAUGAUAAAAACAGACAAAAUAAUGCUAAUUAUUUUUUACUCAGUGAUUGGAUUGAGGUGGCAUAUCUAUGAUUUCAGGAAUAAACAUCAUUCUGUUUCGCUCUUUUUUGAUUAGUUAAGUAAAAGUAUGUUAUGUCUGUAGGCACGGUGCUUUCAUACUUAAAAUUCCGUAUUGUACGAGCAGGUUUCAUUUGGUUUCACUUAGUUCACAUAUCUCUCAACAGGUUGCGCUUGUAUCCAAAAUGACGUUUAGCCCGUAGAGAGUGGAACUGCGGAUAGGAAUUACGUUAGGUGAGAAAGUAGUGUGAAAGGUGUUUCGGUGCUGUGGGGAUGGGUCAAUGGUUGUGACGCGUGUGGUCUGUUAUAAUAUUUUUCAGUGCGUGAGGAAUUUGUGUUAAGUAAAUUGUGUUUGUGUUUCUAUUAAUGUUGAACAUAGAAGAUUUUGGUGAAGGGUGGUAUUGCUGUUCAUGCUUCGUGGAGAGAUUACAAAGGUUGCCUGAAGAGGGCUGCUCUUAGUUCUACUACUCGACCAAGGUGUGCAGAUAAUAUUGAGAAAAUGAAGCGGACCCAUGAAGCUGCUAACCCUGUCUGCCAGACAGACAGAAAACUGUACCAGCAGUUUGAAAGUUGAGGGGACAUGCCCUCCCCGUGGCCCCGCGAGGGGGCGGACGCCCCUCGACAGCGCCGCGGAGACUCGCCUCCCAGGAGCGCGUCCAUUUCCGACCUGAGAUUAGUGUUCGAGGCGAGGCGCCCCACCAAGGCAGGCGGUGUCCAGAAAGACAUGGAAGAGAAGAGACCGUCGAGACUAGUCGGUUCUAAAGUGUCGCAGAUCGCCAACAUAUUCCAGAGCAUGGCCCCCGCCAAGGAGACGGAGCUUCUGCUGAGCAGCACCGCGGUGCCCUUGAGGAACCACCAGCCGGCGUCGCCGAGGGCGGAGCGCCGUCGGACGGUCGCCGGGGGGGACGACCCGGGGCCCCAGAGGGAGUCCCCGGUGGUCACCGUGGUGCGAACGGAGAGCCACGUGGCGCGCUUCAACAACGCGCGCGCCCUCUUCGAGAAGCUGGGCUCCGAGGACAGCAAGGCCAAGCCCGCGCCGGGACAACUCCUCACGGCGUCCAGCCAGAACCUCCACUCCAGGUCCAGCUCCGACAAUUCCUCGGCAGGGACGUCCCCCGUGCGCGCGUCCCGCCCGCUCAGCUCCCGGUCGCCGUCUCCCCGCGUGGACAGGAGCCCCGUCGUCUCCAGCAACGGUUUCCUGGCAACCACGGAUGGCGAUCUCAGGAAGAAAGACUACAACGGCUUGGAGAGGAACGGUCUGAUCGAUGCCACAGACGAGGACAGCACGCCCGUCGCCACGAAGAUCCCCUCGAUACACGCGGCCGAGAAACUGAGGCAGACACGACCGGUCAGGCAGGUGGACGGCCACAAGACCAACGGCGUCGUGAAGUUCGGGGGCGAUGACCAGUCGAAGGAGCACAAGGCGCUGCAGCUGAACGCGACGCCCGCGAAGGCGGUCCCGCAGAAGCCUGAGAAGCCGGAUAAGCCGGAUAAGCCGGAUAAGCCGGAGAAGCCGGAGCGCAAGUUCAACAGCCGCGAGCUGAUCGAGAAGCAGCGCAACUGGACGUCCCACUUCUCCAAGUCGCGCGCGGCACGGUACAACAGCGACCCGAACAAGAGCGAGGUGCGGGUGGGCGUGGGCACCAGGAGGGACCCCCAGGUGGCGGUCGGCGUGGAGGGGGCCGCCCCGGCGACACGCAGCGCCUCGUUCAGCGCGACGAGGACACUGCGGUCGCCAGCCACCUCGCCGCCCCCUCCCCCGGGUCCGUCGCCUGCCGGCUCGCCCGUCGUCUCCGAGGAUAAGCUGGAGCGCGAGACCUGCCGGCUGUCUCCCUCGCCGACCCCCAGCUCCACGUCCCCCAGCACUUGUUCAGAAGAAAAGGAGUCACAGCUUGUAUCCCUACAAGGAGCUAUUAGCAGCACUUCCUCAUCUCCUCUCUCCCCAGGGAGGAGCGGCGACAGCAGCGACGGCGAGAAGCGGGCCCGGGAGGAGGACUCGGGGGAGGUGAGGCGGGACGUGGCCCACGUGGAGAAGCGCACCAAGAUGGUGUCGUCCGUCCAGCUCACGCUGCAGGCGUCGCGGCCCGCCUCCGCCCCCGGGGACGACCCCCCGCCGGGCGGCGAGCAGCCGGCCAUCACCAACUCCGUGCUCCGGGAGCUGGAGAGCGACAGCACGGACCACACGGCGCUGCUGCCCGCCGACAAGUACACCGAGUUCACCACCGACGGAUUCUCCGCGUGCGUCGACAAGGUCCAAGUGUCCCCGGGUUCUGGCAAGUAUCCCUUCCAGUUGGACGACGGUCACAAGAUCGUGGACAAGGGAGGUGGGGCGGCCUCCUCCUCACCCGAGAGCGAGUCUCGGGAAGACGGCGGUCUCCAGCGGGAAGUCGGGGACGGGAACUGCUCGGGGCGCGAUGAAGAACCGCCGGCCCGAGGAGUCGACGCGGGUAUCGUGACCGCGUUCAUCGAGAGCGAGAGGCACCACGCGGAUAGGGCCUCGCCGUGCGUCGCGUCGCCUAGGACGAGCGUGCCCAGAGACUCCGUGGACGUCAUCGGCGGGAGUGAGCAAGUGGCGUCUCCGGCAGAGCUCUCCCCUAACCUGCCGGCGCUGUCACCUGCUGCUCUAGGGGCUGUGCCCCAGGGGUGGGGGUCGGCCUCCAGCGCGGAGAUGGCCUCCCCGUCCGCGGACGACUCCAUGAGAGCCUCGUCUUCCGUGGCGAGCAUCCUGGACCUGCAAGACGUGGAGUACGCAGAUGCAGAUGCGGAAGACGGCGACGACGAAGCGGAGAGAGACGACUUCGUGGUCCAGGAACCGCUGAAGCAGUCUUUCCAGGUGGCGGAUGCCGUGAGUGUCCCGGGACCCGCCGCUGGGUUUGAGCCCGACAGCCUCACCGUCGUCGCGGACGCCCCCGACACCAUGACCCCGGACGAGGCGGAGAACCUGCUGAGCUCCAGAAUUCUGGAAAAGAAAAUACGACAGGAAUCUCUUCUGUCAGACGAAGAGGCGCACGAAGUGACGCGAUUGCUCUCGCCGACCGAUGACAAAGAGCACGAGGAUCCUGAUUGGUUAGCCGACGUCCUCUCGUGCACUAGUGACUCUUUACUGCAAGAAUCCACGCUGGACUACAGGUCCCGCAGCGAGCUCAGCGUCACGAUGGAGGACUCGCUGACCUCCAGCCACGCCUGCUCGCGCUCGGGCUCCGAGUUUGGCCUGCUGGGGUCCGUCAGCAGCCUCAACGACGGGGAGCCCGACCCCGACUGCCGGCGGGACGACGCCACGCCGCAGCCGGGCCGAGUGGUGGUGGUGGAGAACGGGGUUCACUACUUCGAGGAUGGCCACUUCUGGAUGGAGGUCCCCGGCCUGCCGGAGUCGGAGGAGGAGGACGACCUGGACUUCCCGGUGGCGGUGAAGAAGAGCAGCCGGGUGACCUUCAGCACGGGGCCCAUCAAGGUGUACAGCACGUUCUCGGUGACGGACUACGACCGCCGGAACGAGGACGUGGACCCCGUCGCCGCCUCGGCGGAGUACGAGCUGGAGAAGAGGGUCGAGAAGAUGGAGGUGUUCCCCGUGGAGCUGACCAAGGGACCGGAGGGUCUCGGCCUCAGCAUCAUAGGAAUGGGCGUGGGUGCCGACGCGGGCCUGGAGAAGCUCGGCAUUUUCGUGAAAACCAUCACGGACCUAGGAGCUGCGGCCAGGGACAGCAGAAUACAGGUCAACGACCAGAUAAUCGAGGUGGACGGCAAGUCGCUGGUCGGGGUGACGCAGGCGUACGCUGCGUCGGUCCUUCGCAACACGUGUGGCCUCGUCAAGUUCCUGAUUGGCCGGGAGCGGGACCCGGAGAACAGCGAAGUGGCGCAGCUCAUCAAGCAGUCGUUGCAAAGCGUGACGCAGGCGGACCGGGAGCGAGAGGAGCAGCGCCGGCAGGCGGAGCAGCCGGCCCGGGGGGCGGCGUCCCCGGACAGCAGCGCCACGCUGCCCCUCUCCGGCACCUCGCCCACCGCCUCCUCCUCCUCCUCCUCCUCCUCCUCGGAGGGGGGGCUCGCCUCGCCCCCGGACGCCGGCGGCGGCAGCGUGUUCGAGCGGGACGACGCCUCGCCGCAGUCCCCGGGCCCCGGCGAGGCCGACGCCAUCCGCGCGCUCCUGCAGGAGACUCAGUUGAAAGAUGGAGAAAUAUCGAGACUGAAAGCGCAGCUGGCCGAGCUGGAGCGGAGCGGCGCGGGCCGGGAGGAGAUGAUGGAGAAGCUGCAGCAGGCCAGCGCGAAGCUUCGCGAGGCCGAGCGGGGGCUUCACUCCGCCAGGAAGGACGCGUCCGCCUACCAGGACAUGCUGGAGCAGUCGCAGGGGCAGUACGCGGCGCUGGAGCGGAAGUACGGCAAGGCCAAGAAGCUGCUGCGGGAGUUCCAGCAGCGGGAGCAGGACUUGAUCCACCGCGAGGAGUUCCACCUGCAGCUGCUGCAAGAGAAGGACACGGAGUACAACGCCUUGGUCAAGACCCUCAAAGACAGGGUGAUUCAGCUGGAGCAGGAACUACUGGAGACGCAGAGGAAGGCCGGCUUCCCCGCAGUCCUGCCGUAUGACAACUCGAGUCUCCGCCAGCUCACGCCCCAGCUCUCCCGCAGGCACCAGCCUCCUCCGGUGAAACCACUGUUGCAACAGUUGGAGACGGAACUGUCGGACACUGAAAUAUCAGAUAUUAGCCCUGAAGAUGGAGAUAAGACUGCUACGGUAGAGAGAAAGAUGCCCGUGAAGGAGGAGCUGGACCGGGCCGUGCCGCCCCACGAGCUGCUAGACGUGUCCGCCUCCAAGGCCAAGGCGGAGCUGGCGACCCGCGGGGGGCUGGCCGGCCGCCAGCUGCCCUCGGGGAAGAAGGGCAGCGGUGGUCUCAGCUCCAGCAGCUCUGACUACGGGCUGGACGAGAGCCGCGACGGCUCGGGCGACGAGGAAUCGGACAAGCGCCGCCUCUACAUCGAGUACGCGGCGCGUGAGGAGCCGCCCUCGCGCGUGCAUGGCCUGGUGUCGCAGUUCUCGGCGGCGGGGGCGGCCCUGUACGCCCCCGCCGCCCCCCUGCCCCACCCCCACCACCCGCACCGCCGCCAGCCCGCCCCCUCCCUGGCGGGGCCGCCCCCCUCGCUGGCGGAGCAGCUGCGGCAGGUGCUGGCGGAGCGGGAGCGGCGGGCCUCGGGGGCCGGCCCCCGGGACGACCUGGCCGAGGGCUGCAAGGGGGUGUCUCAGCAGCUGGCCGAGGAGAUACGGCAGGCCGUCAGCGAGGCCAACGCCCGAGUGAAGAAGGUGAGCCCGCAGACGCUCCUGCCGCCCGCCACCCAGGCGCCCUGGCAGCCCCAGGCCUCGCCCUUGCGGGACGGGGGGCCGCCGUCCCCGUCCGUGUCGUCGUCGGGGAGCGUGUCGUCGGGCGUGACGACGGCCGACCCCAGCCCCAGCCGGCCUGUCGCGACAGAUGCGGCCGAUAUCUGGUCACCGCCGCACCCCCAGGACCUCGGCUCGGGGUUCUCCGCGGAGAAGAAGGGGUCCCACUACUGGCAGAGCGCGCCCAUCAACGAUUGGUCCGUGGAACAGUGUGUCGGGGUGUCGCCGGCAGGUGUGCCAGUGGCUGCUGGCGCUGGGGCUGGAGCAGCUGACGCCUGGGUUCCGGGAGCGCCAGGUGGGCGGCGCGGCGCUGCUGCAGCUCGACUCGCGGGACCUGAAGGCGCUGGGCGCGGCGGGCGACGACAAGGCGCGUCUCAAGCGCAAGCUCAAGGAUCUGCGCGCGCAGGUGGAAAAGGAGCGGCGCCAGGCCGACAAGGAGCGCAAGGAGAAGGAGCGGCUGCAGCGCAAGGCCGAGAAGCUGGCCGAGAAGGCGAGCAAGCGCAAGUAACCGAGCUUCGAGCUUCCCCUUCCCGCCCCGACGUCGGCCGGUGCAGUGAUCGGCGACCUACACCGAUGUGAACAACCGCAGUGCAAGGUCUCCACAAAUUCAGUAUUUCCAAGUGAUCCUACAUAAUUAUUUAUUAUAAAUAUUUUUUGGUAGUUGACAAAAAAAAAGCUAUUUUACUGCAUAAAUAUUUGUGCAUAGCACACAACACACAUUAUGCCUUUGACUAACUAACAAAACACAACAUUCAAGUAAAGCCUUAAAAAUUACAGUAGAAUUUUGGAGUAAAAGGUACCUAUGGAACCAUAAACAGGUUAAUAGUAAAGUUGGGUAGCACCGGAAUGGAGGAAAAUUAUUGUUUAUUUUUUUCGUGGUUUUGAUAUGUUUAUGUAUUGGUUGAAAAUAAUUAUGUCGGAAAUUCAUAAAGUUUGAGAAUAUCGGCUGAUACAAUGCUAAAACCAUUUUUCUGGUACCUCACUAAUGUCUGGUAUUAAGUACGAUAAUGAUAGUGCAAGCAUUAAAAGUGACGAUAAAAAAAAAACCAGCAAAAUUACUCCAGUUUUCAAACACAUGGCAAGUUUUUUUUUGUCAUUUUUUUUCCCCACAUUGUGUAAUGUCUGCACUAUUGUUAUAAUACAUAAUAUUAGCCUCUCAUUAGUAUUUUUUUCUCUAUUUCUGAAACAUAUCUGAAUGUCAGGUAAUAUUUUAACAGAUAUAAUAGUACAUAUAUUAUAUAGUAUAUAGUAUAGUGCACUUCUCCCACUGGUAACAUCCACUUUUUUUUUUUUGUUUGACAGCUGAAUAUUCCUCCAUUGUGUGUGAGAAUAGAAUACUGGUAAAUGGUUGGCUGGCCUAGUUAUUUAUAUUUAAAAAAAAAAAACUACUUCAUUAUAUUUUAUGAACUAAUUUGUUUGGUAUAACAUUUAAGUUCCUUCGUGAGGAUCUGUAAAAAUAACCUGCACUUGUUCAUUGGAUAUAAUAUAUUUAAAUGCUCGAGUUAACUUUUAUUGAAACUCUGGACAUAGUAAAGUGACGCGAGGGGUUAUGCCCUCAACAACGCACCAGUUGUGACCAUCAUGAUUGCGAUGUUGGCGGUUCCGUCUGCAAACAAGCCUUUCAAUGUUGGGACUCGAAAAAUUUUGACUGUGUGGCUUGUGCGCAUUAGUGUGUGGAAGUAACAACUGUAGAGAAAAAAAUUCCUCAAGACUUUGUAUUUUUCUCUGCACAUGCGUACGUCAUGCUGCACAAACGUGAACAAAAACCAUUUGUGAGAUUCCUAGACAAUACUGAUAACCACGCACUGAGGAAUACUAAGUUAUUUGACUUUCGAGAUUAUGUACAUACAUUCGUCAAUUUUUUACAUGAGUGAUAGUGAGGAUAGUGUGAUGUGCUCUCUAUCCAUUUCAGUAUUUGUUUUCUUGUGUAUGAUAAAAGGUACAGUAUUGUAUGUGAUAGAAUUUUAAUUUGUUAUGUGCUGUACUCAGAACAUUAUUCCUUUCCCCGCGGGGAGGAGUUUUAUUGGAUUCGUUGCAUGCACUGUAAUAUAUUGAGUUACUUUGUUAACGAUAUUGUUACAUACUUUUUGAUUUCAGCAUGGUAGCUACCUUUCUAUCAUUUGAGUAGCUGUAAUGUAUUUUGUAAAAUAACCCUGGGAGUGACAUUUGGGUAUUUCAUAUGUUGUUCCUUUGCAAAGCCUUAACAUUUCUCUUCUAUAUCAACAUAUUGUAGUCAUCGCAUAUACAAUAUAUCUAACUAAAACUGUUUCAGUGCAAUGUGUUGGUGUGAUACUGUAUGUUGUGGUAACUGUAAUUUUUAUUUUUUUGUGGUUUGCGCAGUGGGGUUGUGCUGGAGCACGUCUUGUAAAACUCUGAUGUGCUCCAUCAGGUCAUGACAAUAAGUUUUUUUUUCUAGUCUCUUGUGUUUUUUUAAUCAUUGCUAAACUUGUUCCUUUGACUGGCUGCUAUUUAUUCCAAGAGCGUAUUGAAUUUUGAGUCUGUUUUGGAUGCAAUUCAUUCUAAAUCUAUCUUCUUUGAUUCUUCUGCAUUUUUUCUACUUAAUCAACUGCAAUAUAUUUAAGAGGAACUUAAAAAUAAAUUUAUAUAAUCUGUUCUGUGUAUAUGUAAAUUCAGUAGUGUUUCUGUAUAUGAAUUUUUUUUUUUACUUGGAGUCAUUUAUAAAUGGUGCUCUUGCAUUAUGUUUAGAAAAUGUUUAUUUUUUCGAGCUACAAUUUUGUGUGUUUUUUUACCAGUGCUGAUUUUUUUGUUUAAAUGGUGUUAGGGGAGAGUUCUGUGACAGAAUUGUUAUAAUGCUUACUUUUUUAAAAAAAACUUUAACUAAGAAUAUAUGUUUAUUUUAUAAAGUAUUAUUGACACUUUAUUUAACAAAUUUGUGACUACAUUUUCAAUUUUUAAUUUCUUUUGGAGUCAACAGAUUUUCCAUGUUUAAAAUGCUGUCUUGCUUAAAUAAGGAGACACGACCUUGUUAAACAGUUCAAUCUCAGCGGACAGAGAUGGGGUCAUAACCGAGACUUCUGUUAUGCAUUACCAGUUUACAUAUAUGUGUUUAUGGUAUAUGAGGGUGGUAUUUUUUCUAACAAUUUUUCUUUACAUAAGUCUGAACAAAAUGAUAUGAUGUAUUGCGAUAAAACAGAAAUAACACAGAAUUAGGCCUUUUUGGUUUCGCUUCGAUUUUACAUCAAGAACCUCCGUUCUAUGUCCCAGUUCUGUUCUUAUAAAGAAAAAAAAACUUAAUGCUUUACUAACUGCUACGAAUAAGGUUAACUGAAUACUUAUUUCAUUAUUAAAAAAAAAUCAAAAACACACUCUUUGCAUUAGCCUAAAACUUUUUUUUUUUUAUGCAUUUUUAAGCUUAGGUCAAACCUUAGAAUAGGUAGGCUAACUGUUGCUGGAGUCAAAAUUCUUAUAGCGAAGACACAUUCUAACCAAGACUUGAGAAGUCUGUUUCUGGUCGGAUAUUUCAAAGUAACAUACUGGAACCAAAAAUCGGGGAACCGCACAGGCCUACACAGAAUGCAUGUUAAUGCACUGUUUUUUUUUUGUGCAUAAUUCAUGAUAUAAAACACAUUUCAAACAAAACAUUACUACUUAGAUUGAUAAAAUUUGGUUCUUUAACAUAUAAAUUCAAGCUAUAUGAUUUUAGUUUGUUGCGUAUAGCCAAAUUAUUGGGUGAAGUUGAUUGCAGAUAAUAUAGUUUUAUAUAUAUAUAUAUAUAUAUAUAUAUAUAUAUAUAUAGACACACACACACACACACACACACACAGAGUAAGUCCUCGGUUUACGUCGGGGUUACGUUCCUGAAAACCGCGACGUAAAUAGAAACGACGCAAAAUGAGCCAUGUUUCAUGCCACCGGCCGGCCACGGCCCAAGGUCGGCCGGAAGCGCUGGCAUACAGACGUGACAACGGGCAAUUUUAUCAGCAAAUUACAACCGACAGCGUGGGAAACAAGUCCAACUAGUACUUCUCAGCUUUAUAGAAUGGUUAUUUAACCAGCUGCUUUAUUACCUUUAUUGAUUGAAAUAUAAAAACAGAUAUAUAGUCGUUUGGAAGACAUCUUAUGAAGAAAAAAUCAUAAAUUGCAGUGAGCUGAUACUGUAGGCCUACUACAAACGCAUUUAAUCACGAUAAAGUUAACAACGGCACGUUUAAAACUCCGGCUAACUCAAUGAUAUCAUAGCGACUGAAGUGUAGAGCUGUAGCAAACCGUAUGUAUUCGUUACUGAGUAACGGGUGCGGCAUCUAGUAACGAGUAACGAAACUUUACACACGAAUGCAUUUCGUUACUCGCAUUUUUCAUAUGUUUUACGCAUGCGCGCACUUAUUCGUUACAAAGAACGAUGUUUGUUUAUUAAGAAAAGUAUAAUUUGGAAAUUCGUCAUCCAAGUUUUUUACUGUUUAUUAAAGGUAUUGUGUGUGUAGACAAAGUUUGAGAUUGGAACAGAAACAACAUAAGAAAGUAUUUUUUACAAAUUAUAAAUAUGUAUGUAUGUUUUUGUUUUUUUAUUAUCGCGUAUUUUCACGUUUUUUGUUCUUAUCUUAAAAGAGAUAUUAUAAUAAAGCUGCUCUAAUGAGAUUUUAUUGUUUCUUGGUUAACAAAAGCUGUUAAUUAUCAAAUACUUUUAAUUGUUUAUAUUCGAUUUAUUAUUAUUUACGCGACGUCAUACUGUACGCGUACGAAAUACGACUCGAUUCGUUGCUGUUACAUAACAUAGCAUGUUAUGCGGUAUCAGAAGUAACGAGAAACGAUACGAAAGUAACGAGUACUAAUUGUUAUAGUAACGAAUACAUACGGGUACACUUUUUUUAGUUACUUUUACACCUCUACUGAAGUGCCAAGGAGUUGGACGAAAAGGGGUAGGAGAAAAUGCUGUGUCGUUGCGGGAAGUAGAUAACACUUCUACGUGCGAGAUACGUGGGUGGCCGAGCGGGCGGGCUGGUAGUAUUGCAUCACCGCGCGGAGAGCAGCGGAGAGCAGGAAGCGUCCCUCAUGAUGGAUAAGAUAAAGCGGUGAACGUGUAGCUUACGCUACAUAGCAUAAAUUAACUACCGAAGGAAACAAAGAAUUAUAAACGAAUUAUAUACGGUUUUUUGGUUAAAAUAAAGAUCUACGGUCAUUGUAAAAGACGUUAUUGUGAAUCGGCGACAACUUAAAUUGAAACAUGAGUACUCAAACAUUAGCGACGUUAAUCCGAAACGACGUAAAUCGGUACGACGUAAAUAGAGGACUUACUGUAUAUAAAAGGAUUGACUGAUUUUGAUACAUAUUUAAGAAAAACAAAUACAAAUUUUUAGUAGUGAUUUGUCAGUCCUGGUGAUGGAAAGAUAAGACCGGCAGUUAUAAUUGAACCAUAAACAAAAGAUUCUUUGUGAAGAGAUUUCGAUCCUGCAGACCUAAUGAAAAAUAUCACAGGCUAAAUAUACUUUUAAUUUUAAUACUUAUUUUAAAAAUGGCAAGCUACCGCGACUUAAAGUUGUCUAAUACUCAUUAACUUUAGGUAUUUACUGCUCUUUGGCAGCCCUACAUCACUUAUUUUAAACUCAACCGACAUAUCAUGUGUUAAUACAUAUACUCUUUUAACAGACCUCUGAAAAUGGCAAAAAAGUUUCUUUUCAAAUUAAGUUUUUUUGUCGUGAAAUGCCUUAAAUGUUCUUGAAAGCACCCAAGGGCCUUGCAGUAAACCUUUUUAUCAUCAUUUCACCGCCAUCUGAUAUGGUCACCGUUCAGAUCUCACAGUUGUCCUGUGACGACGAGAAGACUGCGCGCCAGUCCAGAGGAGACACCGCGCUAGAAGCACCAGCGAGAGUUGCACUUAUUAUCCUGCCUCACUAACACAGAUACACCUCUGACUAGGCGGGCUGCUUAUAGACACUUUUUUUUAACAACACAUCAUUCUUUAUCAACAGUUUAGUUUGUAAUGAAUGCACGUUCAUUUUUGCACAAGAUAAGCAAGCACUGGUUUAUUUCCCCAGCCUGGCUCCAAGUACAAGCGGAAAACGCAAAGAUAGCAUGAAGCGGACAGCAGACAAUGGAUGACACCAUCAAAGAGUGUAGAAAAGUAUGAUUCAUCUAGAUUUUUUAAAAAUUUUGUUGUGUUAUUGAAAUAACGUAUUUGAAUAACUGAUUCAGAAUCUAAAUAAAUAUGCAAUUCAUACCUCCUAAAAGUAGGAGAAUCGAUGGUCCCAUUGAAUAUUUGCCCUUGCUUGAUACGCAGGUAGCCCUUUCGUAUUUCAAACAUUUAAAAAUAUCUAUCAUGAUUAAAUAUUUUUUACCGUAUUUUUAUUUUAUCAUGUUGGAUGUCACAUUGUCUUCCGCACAAAUAGUGUCUGUUUAGUAAUUAUGACUGGUCUUAUAGCCAUUCUUAGAAGAAAAAAAAUGUGAGGGCUUCUAAGUCAUAGUUGUCCGUCUGUAUAUUUUUCUUGCUUUGUAAAAAGUACAAUUUUAAGUUUUUCCAGGUACUUGUUAGUUUCUGUAUGCGUGCAUUUGUAAUCCCGUGUUGUUAUUUUGGGUUAAAAACAGCAUGAAGGGUUUACCUGAAUUUAAUAAGCUAAAGGUAAGGCACACUGUAUUGCUGGGAGUGUUUUUUUUUUUUUAGCUGUACUGUUGAAGGUGUGAACCUGUGUGAGUCUCAGCUCAGAAUCCAGAGAUUGAAGUGUUUCAGAGGAGACAUAAAUUAGGAAAAUGUUGCCGGUGUUAAGCAUUCUUUUACCUCACUUAUCAAUGAAAAAACCACACUGUGUUAUUGUAAAAAUCCUCCUUUUUGUCACAUAGUGAAGCAUUAGUUUGAGUACCAUAGUGAUAGUCAUUUUUAUCCACCUUGACAGAAGUCUUAUUAAUUAAUUAAAAUCGUUUAACAUACUGGACGUAUAAACAAAACUACCCCUAAAUUUAAUUCUUAGUUAAUCGGUAUCAAAAAUAUGUUUUGUCAGUUUUAAUUUCUAUGAGUAGGUACCUACUUUGCAACAAAACAGUGCAAUUCACCCAACUGUACACAAUACCAUGUUUUUUUUCCUCCUUCCGAACAGAAAUCCCAUGUAUGCAUAAGAAUAUUUAUUUUCAUUACGUUUGUUGAAAUCAUUUACAUAGAUUUUUUUUGUGUAUGUAACAAAUGCAAUUUGUAAUCUUGUUAAUAUCUGAUGUUCAAAAAUAGUCCUUCCUUUAAUUUUUUUUUUAUUCAAAUCCAUUUGUUUAUUAUGCAUUCUGAGAAGAUUUAAUAUGUGUAGGUGGGUGAGAUAAUUAUGCAGCAUAUGGUUUUGCGUGUAUAAAUACAACACAAAUUGUGGUGCCAAAUGGUGUUUUUUUUAAGUACUUUGUUUUUAUAUUUUGGGCAUAUUAUUUAUUAUGGUUGAGUGUUCUUAUAAUAAUACAUUGAUGGCACUAAAACAGUAUGUAAUAUUUUUUUGAGCUAUGUAACUUGAUUUGUAUGCACAAAAUAUUCAAGUUACAGCCCUGUAAAAAUUGUAUAAUGUACAGUAAACUUGUGUUAUAAUAUUGUUUUAUAGUUGACAGCAGUGUUCUUUGGUUCAUUUUCAAAGCAGACCCUGCAGAAUUUCUGCAUUUUUAAGAACAAAUUUGUUUUCAUGCAUCUAUUUUAACACUAAAUACUGUAAUACAUUUAAGCUGCUAUGCAACGUACUGUCUGUGUGAGAAAGAGUAGCUAGAGGGUUGGCAGCUACCUGUAUUUCCAUAUUCUGUCAUUUUAGACAAUGAAACCUGUUUAUGAGUGCAUUUAUCGUGUUUGAUUUUACUAUUGUUCCAAGCAAAGUGAUUGUGCUGUGUGUUAGUUAAAUACUAGAGAAUAAAUGUUGUGAAUUUUGGCAUGUUGUCUGAGAAGAAAAUAAACAUAGAAUGCAGAAACUUUUUUACAUACUAGGUUAUGGACUACUGAACUUUGGUCUUUUCUAUCAUCAACUUAACCUUGUAUUACAUUUAUUAAGAAGUAGUACUUACAUACCCUUCGCUGAAACUGGAAGGUGUGUAGAGUCAUGAACCUAACUUAAGUGAGCUACUUACUUAACUGAAUAAGCAAAUACAUAGUUCAAUUGUCUGUUGAUAAGUUAAACGUAAACCUGAUGUUUCAGAUAACUUUUCUAGGAGAAGGCGAAACUCAUGAAAUAUUCUCGUGAUUGUGCUAGGUGAGUCACUCCAUUGCCAUAGUUCAUAAAAAAAAAAAACUUGAGAAUAUCCAAGUAUUCUUGUAUCAAUUUUUGCUUGAUCAAAAUGCAAGUAAAGGAAUUGUUUCAGAUGAAA